UUCCUUUCUCCAGCGGCCACUUUGCAUCGACUGACAGACUUUUUCUCCGGCGAAUUCUCUUCGGCAGACUCCCUCUGGCAACCUGAAAAAAUGUACCAGUGAAUUAAAAAGUGUACCAAUCCAUUAGUCUACUAGUAAUUAAUAUAUCAGUACUAGUGGUACGCUACCAGUGCGUUAAAAAAUGUAUCAGUGCUAGUGGUACGCUACUAGUACAACGCUACCAUUACCAUAUUGUAUCGUACCACUAGCACUGGUAGCGUUUCACUAGCAUUGGUAGCGGUAUCAGUAGAGAAUAACACAAAAAACAGAUGGUAGUGGUACCAGAUGAUAGUGGUACGCUACCACUACGAGCUACCUGAUGGUAGUGGUACGUACCACUAUCACUGGUAAGCUACCAGAAGAAAAACUGAAUCGCUAAAUGUCGCCCUUAAAAUUACUAACGGUCGCCCUAACUCUAAUGAUAAAUGACUUAUGUACCCCUAAUAAAAUUUUAAAUUUAAACAAACCAAACAAUCCCCAACCCCUCAAAGUGAACCCCUCAUCUACCUUCUUCGCGAAUCCCUCUCGACGCACCAGUUCGUCGGCGUCUUUCCCGCCGUCGUCGUCGCCCAUUCUCUAACGAAAUUUCCAAAAAAACGCUCAACCUAAGGCAAGUUACGGUUGGUCCAUGGUGCAACCGCAAAUGAGCUACGGUUCCCUUUUUUGUUUUUUUCAAUUUUUUGAGUGAACUUUACUGAUUCAGAGUCGCUAGUCAUGAUCCAGACAUCAUAUCGACGAUUCCAACUCCAGAAUGACGAUGAUGGAUUCUCUCUUUUGAAUAAUGUUUUAUUUUCUUUACUAAGUGGUGUUUGUUUGGUAAAGGAAGAGUAAAGAAGCUAAAAGGUCAAAUUUGUAACUUUGAUGUUUUUUAGGGCGACAUUUAGCAAUUUUAAGGGCGACCUUUAGCAACUCCCAAAAAAAAUGGUACCACUAAAAAACCAGAUCUAGAAAAGGGGAGUCAGUGAUGGGAGAGAGAGAGGUAGGGGAAGAGGGUGACCUCGCGACGGCGGCAGUGGUGGGAGACGAAGGGCAGCGAGAGGGCUCCGGCGGCGAGAGGAUGAUUGCGUCGCGGUGGUCGGAGGGGACGUUGCGACGUCAUGGGGUGGAGGGAAACUGAGGAUUGCGGAGACGACGACAGUAGAGGGCUGGUGCGAUGGAGGACGCACAGCGGUGGAGGGUUGCGGCGGUGGAAGACUGUUGCGGUGGAGGAUGGCUACGUGAGAGAGGGAGGAAGGGAGGGAGGAGUUAGGGUUUUGUUUUUAAUUUAUAUGGGAGAGUAAAUGAUUAUGUGUGGUAAAUCUUUUCCAUUCCAAAACUACCUUUGAUUUAAUCUUAACCAUCAAUUUAAAAAAAAAAAAAAAAGAGCAUCCAAUAGUGAGGAGGUGGAUUGUCAAUCUAACAACCCUAGGAAUUGUCACCUAUAUCAUCCCUCAAAAAUCAAAAUAAAUUGAUUAUAACACAUAUAACCAUACCACUUAUCAAACAUAACCAUUUCACAACUUUGAAUGCUAUGCAUUCUAAGUUCUAACCAAUAACUUUCUUCUAUCAGUCCAAACUAAAAAUCCCUUUUCUUCUAAAAAUUUUGAGCGGAACGAACAAAGGAGAUGAAGAGUGGCAUUAACGAAAAGUGAUCUCCUUGCUAAUACACCAACACCACCAAUCUUCUUACUCUGCAGCCAUCUUCUUCUUCUUCUUCAACUUGCGCUCUCAGACCUUCGCCAAUCUCCCGAAGAUGAUCGGCGGGUUCUCUGCUACGGCAACCCUCUUCGUCGCUUUCUUCCUUAUUUCCUCCGUCCACGCCUUUUACCUCCCCGGUGUCGCCCCGCGUGACUUCCAGCGGGGCAACCUCCUUAAUGUGAAAGUGAACAAGUUGUCAUCUACAAAAACACAACUCCCAUAUGACUACUACUUUUUGAAGUACUGUAAGCCUCCAAAGAUUGAGAAUAGUGCCGAAAACUUGGGGGAGGUCCUUAGAGGGGACCGCAUUGAAAAUUCAAUGUACAGUUUUGAAAUGAUGGUAGAUCAAUCCUGCAAAAUAGCUUGUCGGGCAACACUGGAUGCUGAAGCGGCAAAGAAUUUUAAGGAAAAGAUCGAUGAUGAGUAUCGGGUUAACAUGAUACUGGAUAAUCUUCCUGUUGCUGUCCUAAGACAGAGGAGGGAUGGUGGUCAGUCAACUACUUACGAACAUGGUUUCCGAGUUGGGUUCAAAGGAAAUUAUGCAGGGAGUAAAGAGGAGAAAUAUUUCAUCAAUAAUCACUUGGUGUUUAGAGUUAUGUAUCACAAGGAUCCUGAAUCUGAAUCCGCCCGAAUUGUUGGGUUCGAAGUUACUCCAAACAGCAUCAAUCAUGAAUACAAGGAAUGGAAUGAGCAGAACACUCAGUUGACUACCUGCAACAAGGAUACCAAAAAGCUAAUUCAAGGUAGCAUUGUCCCUCAAGAAGUUGAUACCAGCAAAGAGGUGGUGUUCACGUACGAUGUGAUCUUCCAGGAAAGUGAUGUCAAGUGGGCUUCACGAUGGGACACUUACCUCCUGAUGAAUGACGAUCAAAUACACUGGUUCUCUAUCAUCAACUCGUUGAUGAUUGUCCUCUUCCUUUCUGGUAUGGUAGCCAUGAUCAUGAUGAGAACUCUGUACAGAGACAUUGCAAACUACAACCAGUUGGAAACACAGGAUGAGGCCCAGGAGGAAACGGGGUGGAAGCUCGUCCAUGGGGAUGUAUUCAGGGCACCGGUGAAUGCUGGUUUACUCUGUGUUUAUCUCGGUACAGGUGUCCAGAUCUUUGGUAUGACUUUGGUCACUAUGAUAUUCGCAUUACUUGGCUUUCUCUCUCCCUCCAAUCGAGGUGGCCUUAUGACUGCAAUGGUACUCUUGUGGGUCUUCAUGGGGAUAUUCGCUGGAUAUUCCUCGGCACGUCUCUACAAAAUGUUCAAGGGCACAGAGUGGAAGAGAAACACCCUGAAAACAGCAUUCAUGUUCCCGGGUAUUCUCUUUGCAGUAUUCUUUGUCCUGAAUGCUCUCAUUUGGGGAGAGAAGUCUUCAGGUGCAGUCCCUUUCGGAACCAUGUUUGCUCUGGUUUGCUUAUGGUUUGGUAUCUCUGUCCCACUUGUUUUCGUCGGUAGUUACUUGGGUUACAAGAAACCAGCUGUCGAAGAUCCUGUCAAAACGAACAAGAUCCCGAGGCAGGUCCCAGAGCAAGCAUGGUACAUGAAGCCUGUCUUCUCCAUCCUCAUUGGCGGCAUUCUCCCAUUUGGUGCUGUCUUCAUCGAGCUCUUCUUCAUCUUGACCUCGAUCUGGCUGAACCAGUUCUACUACAUCUUUGGCUUCCUCUUCAUAGUGUUUGUCAUCCUGUUGAUCACCUGUGCUGAGAUAACGAUGGUGUUGUGCUACUUCCAACUGUGUAGUGAGGACUACCACUGGUGGUGGAGGUCCUAUCUCACUGCUGGUUCUUCUGCUGUUUACCUUUUCCUAUACUCCAUCUUCUACUUCUUCACCAAGUUGGAGAUCUCAAAGUUCGUCUCAGGGGUCCUCUACUUCGGGUAUAUGGUGAUUAUUUCGUAUGCGUUCUUCGUCUUGACUGGAACUAUAGGGUUCUAUGCCUGCUUCUGGUUUGUUAGGAAGAUAUACUCGUCUGUGAAAAUCGACUGAUGGAAGAAGAAUGCACAUUAUGUUCCAAGUUCAAAGCCAUGCAGCUGAGCUUAUCUUAGUCCAGUUUUGUGUUUUGCUGAGGCUUGAUGCUUGCUUGCACCAGAAGAAAGCUGGCGACCUUUACACGGGUGUUUUGAUCCUUCGAUGUUCCUGCUGCUGCCGAUAGAUUUAGCGGCCUUGGCUUUCUGUUCUUUCCUUCUACUUAUUAACUUCCAUAUGACAGACUCUUAAUUCCAUGGAUGAAGAUUUGACAGGGUAAUGUAGACCACACGUUGCACUUUGGUGUACCAUUAGAAUGCAAAAGCACAGACAGUUGUAGUUUUUUCUUUUCGUUUUUGUAAUAGCAAAACUUGGUUUUCUAUGGAUUUGAGCCAGUAUCCUAUUUUUGAGUGUUGUAAAACCCAGUUUCUUAUUUCUAACUUGCCAACUCGAUGGCCUGGAAAUUGCUUAUUAAUUUGAAUAUUUGAUUAUUGGCAGCAUAGUCGUGACAUCACAGGAUAGUAAUUUCCGAUUAUUGUCAAUGUAUAAAUAGCGUGUGCCGAU
Molecule: messenger RNA, 4228 nt
Organism: Linum trigynum
Lineage: Eukaryota; Viridiplantae; Streptophyta; Magnoliopsida; Malpighiales; Linaceae
Source: the annotation of a GenBank genome assembly